CUCGGGCAAGACCGUUCACAUCUGUCUUGAAGGAGAGAAGGGGGGAAGAAAAGCUGGUCUCCUCUACGCUCUGGAUAAAAAGAAAUUCAAGCAUCUAAGCGUGAACUAUUUCCAGGCUAUAACCAAGGAUAUUUACAAAAUCUCCCUCUAGUCUGGAGAACGGGAUUGCCGCAAAAUACCAAUUGCCACCUGUCACUUCCAUCAUGGAUGCCAAACCUGAGUAAAUCUACAUAUUCUAUAAGGCUUGGAAGAAGAAUGGAUCCAUAGUGAAAUGAUGAAUGCAUCGUAUGCUCCUGCAGACACCCGGAAGCUCUACUGCUGCCUCUCUUCUAUAUCUCUGUAUUAAAGAUCAUAAUCUUUUACCAAGUUUUUUGCAGCAGCUCAAAUUUCCUGGAAAUUGCUCUGAAAUCUGCAUUCUAGAAACUAAUGUUAUACUUUUGGAAAAGAAUAGACAUAUGAGCUUUUGAAGAAAUUGCUGUGUAGAAAAUCUCUCCCCCCCUCCCCCAAUUUUUUUUUUUUUUUUUUUUUUACUCUCCUGGUCUCCUAUUCCUCAGUCCCAGAGGCACUAACUGAUGGAGAGACAAAGGAGAGAGUCAGGAUAAGGACAAGAAAUAGAGCAGCAGAGAACGGGAAGAAAAGAAAAGUGCUUAUUGGCCAGUAAAACUGGAGGAGCUUCUGUGAAAAUUCCUUUUAAAGUACAUCUACAUCCCAAGCCAGUAGUUUGAACAUCUUAUUUACAUUUCAAAUAUUUUAUGCUGAGUGAAGGUAGCCCUUCGCUCUGUGGUCCCUUAAACCUUCAAGACAUUAAUUAUAUAAGGGCAAACUUUGGAACUUUUUAGUAUGACAAGGUGGUUAAGGUUCCUGUGCUGGCCCUUGUGGUCUCUGGCCCUUUUCAGCAUGCUCACUACAGUCAAGAUGCUGGAAUUUGGUGGGGCACCAGGCCAGUAUGCACGCUAUGGGCGCUGGGAAGCUGGAUCAGUGGGUGAGCUAAGCUUCAGUUUGAAGACCAACGUGAGCCAAGCCUUGGUACUCUACCUGGAUGAUGGUGGGAACUGUGACUUCUUGGAGCUGUUGAUUGCUGGCGGGCGCCUUCAGUUGCGCUUUGCCAUUCACUGUGCCGAGCCUGCAAUCCUGCACAUGGAGACACGGGUGAAUGAUGACCGCUGGCACAUGGUGCUGCUUACCCGCAACUUUCGUGAUACCCUGCUGAUGGUGGAUGGGGAAACAAAAGUGGCCGAAGUUAAGUCAAAGAGGAAGGAGAUGGCAGUGGUCAGUGACCUGUUUGUGGGAGGGAUCCCACCUGACGUGCGCCUCUCUGCACUGACGUCCAGCACGGUGAAGUAUGAGCCACCCUUCCAGGGCUUGAUCUCCAAUCUAAAAGUGGGGGAGAUGCCUCCUAUGUUGUUGAAUAGCCAGGGCAUUCAGAGUGACUUGGAGUACCUUUGCACCAAACAGAACCCAUGCUUCAAUGGUGGGUUUUGUUCUAUUCAGUUCGGAGAAGUUCACUGUGACUGCACCCACACCCGCUUCAAGGGGAAGUACUGCAAGGAAGCUGAAGAGUAUGCUGUUGAAGGUCUGGCGCACCUGACGUUAAACGACCAAGGUGACCCAUCUCCAGCUGGUAAGGAAGAGUCAGUCGCUACCUUCAAGGGGAAUGAAUUCUUCUGCUACGACCUGUCCCUGACACCAAUCCAGAGCAGCACCGACGAGAUCACGCUGUCCUUCCGAACGCUGCAACGCAACGGCCUCAUGCUGCACACCGGCAAGUCAGCUGACUACGUGAACCUUUCCCUGAAGAGCGGCGCAGUCUGGCUGGUCAUCAACUUGGGUUCAGGGGCCUUCGAGGCCCUGGUAGAGCCUGUCAAUGGCAAGUUCAACGACAAUGCUUGGCAUGACGUGCGAGUCACCCGCAACCUGCGCCAGCACGCAGGCAUUGGACACGCUAUGGUGACCAUUUCAGUUGAUGGUAUUUUGACCACUACGGGUUACACCCAGGAAGAUUACACCAUGUUGGGCUCUGAUGACUUCUUCUACAUCGGAGGAAGCCCCAACACAGCAGACCUGCCUGGAUCUCCAGUCAGCAACAACUUCAUGGGCUGCCUCAAAGACGUGGUGUACAAGAACAAUGAUUUCAAGCUGGAGCUCUCCCGUUUGGCCAUCGAACGUGACCCUAAAAUCACCCUCAAUGGGGAUCUGGUGUUCCGCUGUGAGGAUGUGGCAGCCCUGGAUCCCGUAACCUUUGAGACCCCUGAGUCCUACAUCUCUCUGCCCAAAUGGAACACCAAGAAGACAGGAUCUAUAUCCUUUGACUUCCGCACUACAGAGCCCAGCGGCCUGCUGCUAUUCAGCCAUGGCCGCCCUCAAGGUCCUAAAGAGCAGAAGCCUGGCAGGGAACUAAAGACUGAUUACUUCGCCAUAGAGUUGUUGGAUGGGUAUUUAUACCUUCUGAUCGAUAUGGGCUCUGGGAAAACUAAGCUCAAGGCCAGCAACAAGAAGGUCAAUGACGGGGAAUGGUGCCAUGUAGACUUCCAGAGGGAAGGGAGGAAAGGGUCCAUCUCAGUCAACAGCCGCAGCAUGCCCUUCAGCUCCCCGGAAGGUAGUGAAAUCCUGGACCUGGACAGCGACAUGUACCUCGGCGGACUGCCUGAGUCCAAAUCGGACCUUAUCCUGCCACCAGAGGUUUGGACUGCACUUCUGAACUAUGGCUACGUCGGCUGCGUCCGUGACCUCUUUAUUGACGGCAAGAGCCGUGAUGUCCGCCGUCUGGCUGAGAUCCAGAGCGCCCUUGGGGUCAGCAGCUUCUGUACCCGUGAAUUGCAGAAGCGCUGCAGCAGCGCUCCUUGUGGGAAUGGAGGCCUGUGCAAAGAGGGCUGGAACCGGUACAUAUGUGACUGCACUGGCACUGGAUACCUGGGCAGCAACUGUGAGAUAGAGGCAACGGUUCUGAGUUAUGACGGCAGCAUGUACUUGAAGAUCAUCAUGCCGCUCACCAUGCACACUGAGGCUGAGGACCUGGCGCUGCGAUUCAUGUCUCAGCGGGCAUACGGCCUGCUCAUGGCCACCACCUCCAAGGAGUCAGCUGACACCCUGCGGCUGGAACUGGACGGAGGACGCAUCAAACUCACUGUCAACCUCGAUUGUAUCAGGAUAGACUGUAGCCUCAGCAAAGGACCCGAAACGCUGUUUGCGGGGCAGAAGCUGAAUGACAACGAGUGGCACGCAGUGAAAGUUGUGCGGAGAGGCAAGAGCCUGCAGCUGUCUGUGGAUAACGUCACAGUGGAAGGCCAGAUGACUGGUGCCCACACACGGCUUGAGUUCCACAACAUCGAGACAGGCAUAAUGACGGAGAGGCGCUUCAUCUCCGUGGUGCCCUCAAACUUCAUUGGCCAUCUCCAGAGCCUGAACUUCAACGGCGUGCCGUACCUCGACCAGUGCAAAAACGGGGACAUCUCAUACUGCGAGCUGAACGCACGCUUCGGCAUGCGCCAUAUCAUUGCAGAUCCGGUGACGUUUCGAACGAAAGGCAGUUACUUGGCGCUGGCCACAUUACAAGCUUACGCCUCUAUGCACCUCUUCUUUCAGUUUAAAACCACCACACCUGAUGGUCUGAUGCUCUUCAACUCUGGCGACGGGAGCGACUUUAUAGUUGUGGAGCUAGUGAAGGGGUACGUCCACUAUGUCUUUGAUCUCGGCAACGGCCCGUCACUGAUGAAGGGCAACUCAGACAAGCCGCUCAAUGACAACCAGUGGCACAACGUGGUGGUGUCCCGGGAUGCCAACAAUGUACAUACUCUCAAGAUUGACUCACGCACCGUCACUCAGCACUCCAAUGGAGCCCGCAACCUGGACCUCAAAGGAGAGCUGUACAUCGGUGGCGUGACGAAGAAUAUGUACAGUAAUCUGCCCAAACUGAUUGCAUCCCGGGACGGGUACCAGGGCUGUCUGGCCUCUGUGGACCUGAAUGGGAGACUCCCCGACCUGAUCGCAGAUGCCCUCCACAGGGUGGGCCAGGUGGAACGAGGCUGCGACGGACCCAGUACCACCUGUACGGAGGAGUCUUGCUACCAUCAGGGGGUAUGUCUCCAGCAGUGGGAGGGCUUCACCUGUGACUGCUCAAUGACGUCCUACGGAGGCUCAUUUUGCAACGAUCCUGGGACAACGUACAUCUUCGGGCGAGGCGGAGCCCUCAUCACAUACACCUGGCCACCCAAUGACCGGCCGAGCACACGGGCAGACCGGCUGGCAGUGGGCUUCAGCACGCAGCUGAAGGAAGCCAUUCUGGUCAGGGUGGAGAGUGCCAAGGGAUUGGGCGAUUACCUGCAGCUGCACAUAGAGCGAGGAAAAAUCGGCGUGAUCUUCAACGUGGGAACAGACGACAUAACCAUCGAGGAGAGCGCGGUGAUGGUGAGCGAUGGCAAAUACCAUGUGGUGCGAUUCACACGCAGUGGUGGCAACGCCACUCUUCAGGUGGACAACCAGCCAGUCAUCGAACGAUUCCCCUCAGGGAACUUUGAUAAUGAACGCCUGGCUAUUGCUAGACAAAGAAUCCCAUACCGACUUGGUCGGGUAGUUGACGAGUGGCUACUCGACAAAGGUCGCCAGCUGACUAUCUUCAACAGCCAGGCAUUUAUCAAAAUCGGUGGUGGAGAGAAGGGGCGCCACUUCCAGGGCCAGAUCUCAGGCCUGUACUACAACGGCUUGCAGGUGCUUAAACUGGCAGCCGAGGGCGACCCCAACGUCCAAACCCAGGGUAACCUGCGGCUGGUGGGUGAUGUGCCCUCGGUGCUCACAACUGACACCACCUCCACCACCCCACUGGCUGAUAUGUCCACCACAAUCAUGGAGACGACCACCACCAUGGCCACAACCACCACCCGCAAACAGCGCUCACCCACCAUGAGGGACAGUGUCACGCAGAAUGCGGAUGACCUCUUGGUAGCUUCAGCAGAAUGUCCUAGUGAUGAUGAAGAUUUGGAGGAGUGUGAGCCUGGAAAUGGAGGUGAAUUAGUGUUGCCCAUAAUAACAGUGGAUUCCCUAGAGCCCCCAUCCAUUGCCACCCGAUACCCAGUAAUCCCCCCGCCCCCCACCACCUACCGCCCUUUCCUCACCCUGCUUGAAACCACCAAAGAGUCCCUCCCAAUGCCCAACGGCCGCCCCCCAUGCCCCUUGGACCAAGAGGACUGCGAGGAGACCAUUGAGGUGUCAGCUUACGGCUCAGGGGAGAUGACUGAGACGGAUGACGAGGACUAUUACAAAAACUCCCCCCUGGUUACUGACAGGACUGUCUUGCCUCCUCCCCCGGCAGUUGAGGGCGCUGUCCAGAACCCCAGAGACCGCCAUUUCUCCCGCUACCCCAUUUCACACCGCCCCCCUAUGUCCUCUACCCCGACUGCCAACCCCGACCAGCUCACCCCCCGCAUCAAAGCAUCUGGCGGCAGCGGCAGUAGUAGUAGCAGUAGUAGCAGCAACAACAUCCCCGCCGGAAAAAUGGACAACCGGGACCAGGUUUUGCUGCCGCCGGCCCACCCCUCGGCAGAUCCCGGCCACCGUAAAAUCCCAGGAAUAACCUACCCCCCAAAUUUUCCCCAUGUUCCCACUCCAGACCCAACAUCUCCAGAGAGAGGACUCCCAGGCGCUGUAGAGGUCCAGCAGUCCAGCAGCACCACAGGAAUGGUGGUGGGCAUCGUGGCGGCCGCCGCCCUCUGCAUCCUCAUCCUGCUGUACGCCAUGUACAAGUAUCGCAACCGUGACGAGGGCUCCUAUCAGGUGGACCAGAGUCGGAACUACAUCAGCAACUCAGCCACGCAGAGCAACGGUGCUCUGGUGAAAGAAAAACAACCCAGCACUGCUAAGACAGUCACCAAGAACAAGAAGAACAAAGAUAAGGAGUACUACGUCUGAGGCAGCGCCGCCGCUGCUGCCCCCGUCACACACAGAGACCGACAGCAGAUGCACUUAGAAAAGGAAAGAGACGAGAGCAAGAGAGUGAGAGAAGGAGGGACUGGAGGCAAAAAAUUGAGAGCAGAUAACAACAUAGUGGCUAAUUCUUUCAAAACUCAGUAUUGGCAUGUCUUACUAUCUGUAGUCUUAUCAGAAGGAGGCAGUAAAACAAACAGACAUUGCGGAAACAUGGUUCUGUUUGUACAUUCGUGUAUUAUAUUAAUUGGUUUUACUAAAUUAGAAUCAAUGUUAACCCAGGAAAGAUUUAAGGAAAGGCUACAGCAACUUAGAUCAUAACACUUACUGUGCCAACAACAAUGUAGCAAAUGCUGUUAGGACAGUGAUUCAAGGGUUAGCAUUUCAUGGGUUUUUAAUAUCAUGAGUAGUUUAGGAGAGGAUCUCAAACAGUAUUCAUCCUAUGCUUUAAUCUCAGGCAAGCCUGUGCUGAAUACUACCACUUUAGAAAGCGUCGGCAAAAAUCUUUAUCUAACUAAGCACAAAUUAGCUAUUUAGCAUUACUAUAUAUAUAUCUAUAUAUAUAUAUAGAUAUAUAUACAAUUUAUAAAAACACUGUGUUUAAUCAAACACCUCUGAUUUCUUGCCUCCGCUCAGAUCUCUCUGUCUCUUCCUCUCAUUCGCUACAGCUCUCUGUUUCUCUCCUUCUCUACGAUGCCCAGCAACCAAUGCAACGUAAACUCUGCCGUGUUUCAAGCAUGUAGUAUUCAUUAAUGAAAAAGAGAUAACAUAACAGUUUUUCCUUUCUGUGGAGUUUAAAAAAAGAAAAAAAAAUUAUAAAAAAAAUAUGAAAAUUGAUGAUCAUAACGACGUUAAACGUAGCAACUAUGUGAGAUACCACCGCUCCACCCUAACAGAUGCUAACUUGUACGUUUAGCCGCCAAAAACUUGUUGAGGCCAAAAAAAACCCUUUGGUCGUCCUUUGUUCCAGCUGAUGUGUGUUUCCGAUCAUGUGUUUCUGGGGUGCCGAGGUGCCCCCUCCUCCCCCGCCCUCCCACCAGGUGGGCCAGCAGAGAGACUGUCACGUCCUUACUAAUCACCGAAAAACAGAAAAAACUCCAGCAAACCAGAUGAACUCUGUUCUAUAUAAUUAUAAAUAUAUGUAUAGACGUUGCAGAAACCUAUGGACCUGAAUUAUGAGCGAGUCUAGAAAUGAAUUUGCUGACGGUGCACAGCGAAGAUAGACUUUAGGAUUUUUGAAGUCGGAACAGUUUCACCGCCCGGUCCCCGAUUCUUCAGACCCUCACCCUCCUCAUGAACAGUGUGGCUGCCGAAAAGCCCGACUGCAAGACUCAGACAUCUUGCUUUCCUUUUUCUUUUUCUUUUUUUUUUUUCUUAUUUUUUAUUAUAUUCUCUGAAGAAAUGAGACAUUUUAGGGUAAUUCUGGAUUAAUUCUUGCUGGAGUUCCACUGUGGAGAGCGAUAUAUCUUGCAGCUGAAACAGCGACUGUGUCUUUGCCCCCCUCCCUUCUCUUGCCUGACUGGACUGAUGGCAGCCAAUCAGCAAAGCGAACUUUGUGGGAAAGCACACAAGCGAAAAAGGUGAACUGGAAGAUGUACAACUGAACUCUAGUAUUCCAAUUUUCUCAACUCUAUUAAAAAAAGAAAAAAAAGAAAACAGAACCAUGAAAAGAAAAUUCCUGAAAAAGUUUGUGAAAUGUCUAAAUAUUUGACUCUCAUCCCAUUACUAAAGAAAUGUCUUUUCCCUUUUAUCAUUCCUGUUGGAGAAAAAAUAAUUACAAUGAUUCUGGGAAACUGAAAUUUCUAUGUAUUUUCUUUUUGGUAAUUGAGCAAAUAUGAUUUGGGUUCCAAACAUAAAAACAACACAUCCUCCUUUUCCAGAGGAGAAAAGUUAUUUUAUUUCAUUGUCCGUCUGUCAUCCUAAAUCCUCAUUUUUUUGUAUUUUUUCCAUCCUGCAUCUAUUCCUCGUAUGACAGAUUGUAUGUUCCAUAUCCUGUGGAGAAAGCAAGUGCUGUCAAUCCUCCCGAUUUUAUUUGUUUUAUAUCUAUUACUGCCUGUAACGGUGAGAGACACGAUGGCAGCUGUUUCAUAACAGGGACUCCAUCGAUUUACUCUCCUGCCAUGUUUGUCUGGUUUUCCUCUUUCUCCAUUCCAAGCAUACUCCUCCCAGUAUCUUCCUGUUCUUUCUAAAUGUUAUUGUAAAGUGUUCCAGUGAGAUGACUAAAUAUGUGUACAUUAACAGAGGGAAUACACUUGGUUAUAUACUUCUUA
Messenger RNA from Melanotaenia boesemani (Boeseman's rainbowfish), 8186 nucleotides. It is a transcript of the gene nrxn2b, whose product is annotated as neurexin 2b. The coding region runs from base 841 to 5901 and encodes 1686 amino acids. NCBI's taxonomy places the organism in Eukaryota, Metazoa, Chordata, Actinopteri, Atheriniformes, Melanotaeniidae. The record is from RefSeq and is a predicted model, not a curated record. The transcript is spliced from 23 exons.